GUUCUUUUACUUUUUGUCGGCGAACAGAGCAGAUGUGAAAAUGAAGAGUUCUGAGUAAUCAGGAAAAUUCGAAUCCAAAGGCAUCGCUGGUGAAAUGUGCUAAUUCAUCCAUUUAACCAGCCGAAGUCGUGGACAAAAGUGAAAGAGUGUAGUGCUCCACCAUGUAUCUGUACAACCUGACCCUGCAGAAGGCCACCGGCGUGACCCACGCGGUCCACGGCAACUUCUCCGGCGGCAAGCAGCAGGAGGUCCUCCUGUCGCGUGGCAAGUCGCUGGAGCUACUGCGUCCGGACUCCAACACCGGCAAGGUGCACACCCUGCUCUCCACGGAGAUAUUCGGAUGCGUUCGCGCCCUGAUGGCCUUUCGACUGACGGGCGGCACUAAAGAUUACAUAGUUGUGGGCUCGGACUCGGGACGCAUCGUGAUCCUCGAGUACAAUCCCUCCAAGAAUGCUCUUGAAAAAGUGCACCAGGAGACGUUCGGAAAGUCGGGAUGUCGCAGGAUUGUGCCUGGGCAAUACUUUGCCAUCGAUCCUAAAGGAAGAGCCGUGAUGAUUGGCGCCGUGGAGAAGCAAAAGCUGGCCUACAUCAUGAACCGGGACACGCAGGCUCGCCUCACGAUCUCAUCGCCCCUGGAGGCCCACAAAUCGAAUACACUGACAUACCACAUGGUCGGCGUGGAUGUGGGCUUCGAUAAUCCCAUGUUCGCCUGCCUAGAGAUCGACUACGAAGAGGCCGACAUGGAUCCAUCGGGUGACGCCGCCCAGCGCACUCAGCAAACGCUGACUUUCUACGAGUUGGAUCUCGGCUUAAACCACGUGGUUCGCAAAUACUCGGAGCCCUUGGAAGAGCACGCCAAUUUCUUGGUAUCCGUGCCUGGGGGCAACGAUGGUCCUUCGGGCGUGCUGAUCUGCUCGGAGAACUACCUAACGUACAAGAAUCUCGGCGAUCAGCACGAUAUCCGCUGUCCCAUUCCGCGCAGGAGAAACGAUCUGGAUGAUCCCGAACGUGGUAUGAUCUUCAUCUGCUCGGCCACACAUCGCACCAAGAGCAUGUACUUCUUCCUGCUGCAGACCGAGCAGGGAGACAUCUUUAAGAUCACCCUGGAAACGGACGAUGAUGUGGUCUCCGAGAUCAAGCUAAAGUACUUCGAUACAGUGCCGCCGGCAACUGCCAUGUGCGUGCUAAAGACGGGUUUCCUGUUCGUGGCCAGCGAGUUUGGCAACCACUAUCUAUAUCAAAUCGCUCAUCUGGGUGACGACGAUGACGAGCCGGAGUUCAGUUCGGCCAUGCCUUUGGAGGAGGGUGAAACCUUCUUCUUUGCGCCACGUGCCCUAAAGAACCUGGUGCUUGUGGAUGAACUGCCCUCUUUCGCACCGAUCAUCACCUCCCAGGUGGCUGAUCUGGCCAACGAGGACACACCGCAACUGUACGUUCUUUGCGGACGAGGACCGCGUUCCACUCUGCGGGUGCUGCGCCACGGCCUCGAGGUGUCCGAGAUGGCCGUUUCCGAACUGCCUGGUAAUCCCAAUGCGGUUUGGACUGUGAAGAAACGAGCUGAUGGCGCUUAAACACAGACGGCAAUAUGUGUGAACUAUCGAAAAAGACAAGCGAUUAAAGAGAAUUUCUCUCGUUUGUGUAAUUUUAAAUUGUCUUUUGUGAAGCGAUAGACGAGUUUGAUGCCUAUAUCAUCGUGUCCUUCGUGAAUGCCACCCUGGUUUUGAGCAUUGGCGAAACCGUCGAGGAAGUCACGGACAGCGGUUUCCUGGGCACCACGCCCACGCUCUGUUGUGCCGCCCUGGGCGAUGAUGCGCUGGUUCAGGUUUACCCCGAUGGCAUUCGACAUAUCCGAUCCGACAAGCGUGUGAACGAGUGGAAGGCUCCGGGCAAGAAGUCCAUUACCAAGUGCGCCGUGAAUCAGCGCCAGGUGGUCAUCACCUUGUCGGGCAGGGAGUUGGUCUACUUCGAAAUGGAUCCGACUGGGGAGCUGAACGAGUACACGGAACGUUCCGAGAUGCCUGCUGAGAUUAUGUGCAUGGCCUUGGGAACUGUUCCGGAGGGCGAGCAGAGAUCCUGGUUCUUGGCCGUCGGCCUGGCGGAUAAUACAGUGCGCAUCUUAUCGCUGGAUCCCAACAACUGUCUCACUCCCUGCUCCAUGCAGGCCCUGCCUUCGCCAGCCGAAUCCCUUUGCCUGGUCGAAAUGGGUCACACGGAGAGCACGACUCAGGGAGGUUUGGAUGACGAUGCUCCCGCUCAGCGCAGUGGCAACAAUAAGGGAACCAUUUACCUAAACAUUGGCUUGAGCAACGGUGUCCUGCUGAGAACUGUGCUCGAUCCUGUUUCCGGAGAUUUGGCAGACACCCGAACGAGAUAUUUGGGUUCCCGACCCGUAAAGCUCUUCCGGAUCAAGAUGCAGGGAUCCGAAGCGGUGCUGGCCAUGUCCAGUCGAACCUGGCUGUCGUACUACCACCAAAAUCGAUUCCAUUUGACGCCUCUGUCUUAUGAAACCCUUGAGUAUGCUUCUGGCUUCUCGAGCGAGCAGUGCAGCGAAGGUAUCGUGGCUAUAUCCACCAACACCUUGAGGAUCUUGGCCCUGGAGAAACUGGGAGCCGUCUUCAAUCAAGUAGCGUUCCCCUUGCAGUACACUCCACGUACCUUUGUAAUCCAUCCGGAUACGGGACGCAUGCUAAUUGCCGAAACCGAUCACAACGCCUACACAGAGGAUACGAAGAGUGCCCGAAAGGAGCAAAUGGCGGAGGAGAUGCGCAGUGCAGCUGGCGAUGAGGAAAGGGAGUUGGCCCGCGAAAUGGCCAAUGCUUUCAUCAACGAAGUCCUUCCCGAGGACGUGUUUUCGUCGCCCAAAGCAGGACUGGGUCUUUGGGCCUCGCAAAUCCGUUGCCUGGACGCAAUGCAUGGUCAGACGAUGUUUAGUGUGCCGCUCACCCAAAACGAGGCCAUUAUGUCGAUGGCCAUGCUGAAGUUCUCCAUAGCGGCUGAUGGCCGGUACUACCUGGCCGUGGGAAUCGCCAAGGAUCUGCAGCUGAAUCCCAGGAUUUCGCAAGGCGGCUGCAUAGAUAUCUACAAAAUAGAUCCCACUUGCUCCAGUCUGGAAUUCAUGCACCGCACGGACAUUGACGAGAUUCCUGGAGCCCUGUGUGGCUUCCAGGGUCGUCUACUAGCUGGCUGCGGUCGAAUGUUGCGAAUCUACGAUUUCGGCAAGAAGAAAAUGCUGCGCAAAUGCGAGAACAAGCACAUUCCCUAUCAGAUUGUCAAUAUCCAAGCCAUGGGUCAUCGUGUUUACGUGUCGGAUGUUCAGGAAUCAGUAUUUUUCAUACGCUAUCGUCGCGCGGAGAACCAGCUGAUUAUAUUUGCCGAUGACACGCAUCCUCGAUGGGUGACGGCCACCACCUUGCUGGACUAUGAUACCAUAGCCAUAGCCGAUAAGUUUGGCAACCUGAGCAUUCAGCGAUUGCCCCACUCCGUAACGGACGAUGUGGACGAGGAUCCAACGGGCACCAAGUCUCUGUGGGAUCGUGGCCUGCUGUCAGGUGCUUCACAGAAGUCGGAGAACAUUUGCUCCUUCCAUGUGGGCGAGAUAAUCAUGUCGCUGCAGAAGGCAACGCUAAUUCCUGGAGGAUCGGAAGCCCUUAUAUACGCCACGCUAAGUGGCACUGUUGGAGCAUUUGUUCCGUUCACCAGUCGCGAGGACUACGACUUCUUCCAACAUCUGGAGAUGCACAUGCGCAAUGAGAAUCCUCCACUCUGUGGACGCGACCAUCUCAGCUACAGGAGCUCGUAUUAUCCGGUCAAAAACGUACUCGACGGCGAUCUCUGCGAGCAGUAUCUGUCCAUUGAGGCAGCCAAGCAGAAGAGCAUAGCUGGCGACAUGUUCCGCACUCCCAAUCAGAUCUGCAAGAAACUGGAGGAUAUUCGCACGCGAUACGCCUUCUAAGAUGCCAGCAAAGGAACACUUCAAUAUCAUGGAAACUUUUCUUUUUUAACUAGUUUUCGUGGGCAAAACCAACAAACGCUGCACCUAAAACGUUUUAAAGUUUAAUCGGAAAAUUCCAAUGACCAUUAGACCAUUACAUUAGGAACACUUUCAAGAUCUUCUUACGUUGGGGUAUGUUGUGGCGCUUAAUUCUAACUAAAUUAUACACUAGAUCGUACAUCUAUACUAACUGCACAUUAAAUCACCGAUCAACCACUAAUCGACUGCCGCAUAUUUAAACUAGCAUAUAAGUCAGUGCAAACUCGACAAAUUGCACAACCUAAAUAUAAACCCCUAAUCAUAAGCAAUUUUUAACUUAAAUAAAAGUAACUGAAAAC
Messenger RNA from Drosophila melanogaster (fruit fly), 4329 nucleotides. RefSeq names its product splicing factor 3b subunit 3 (gene Sf3b3). Gene Ontology annotation, molecular function: nucleic acid binding. Lineage: Eukaryota; Metazoa; Arthropoda; Insecta; Diptera; Drosophilidae. Gene Ontology annotation, cellular component: nucleus; spliceosomal snRNP complex. The transcript is spliced from 13 exons. The record is from RefSeq and is marked reviewed. Bases 162 to 1571 code for a protein of 469 amino acids.